ACGCUUCACCGUCCGGCAACAACGCGAAGCAGCGCACCUUCUCAACGAACACGAUCAAUUCCUCGCCGCUCUCGAAUACUCGAUUCCUAUCUCCUCUCCUCUCCGCCCGUCCACACGAUCAUCUCUACAAAAUGACCACAGCAGCCGAAUCGGCCAUCCCGCCGCAGACCGACCAACCUCAACCGCACGAGAUCUCCUUCGCCCUGCCAAAGGCACUUCAUACCACGGCGCAUAUCCACUUGACCAUGCUAGAGACCUGCACCACGGUGUUUCUAUCGACAUCGACGCCCGGAGACUCGGGCGGCACUGUGAAGCCGAUGGGGAGUUUCGUCUAUGCCAUGCCGGAUCGCACAAACCCCCGCACCGCCAUAUCCACCACGCUCUACACCUCCCCCACGGUCGAAUACACCACCCGCGUCGCGAAGAUCCUUGCCCGUCGCACGCGCGCCCCCGUCUACGUCGGCUGCAGCAUCGAUCCGACGGCGCUCAGUCUCACCGUGGAGGAGGAGAUGGAGGGAUUGACCAAAAUAGUGGAUACGAUAAUGCAGCGAUGGGAGCAGCGGAAGUGAAUUGCUGCCCCUCCGUCCCUCUCCCUCUCGCGGCCGGUCACUUGGUCAAUUAGCCGAGUGUUGACCGGUCAGGGCCAGGGUCAAAGCCAGGGUCAUUGUGUGUUUUGCAUUUGCAGGGGUCGGUUACAAUUCAUGAGCGGAAUACGGAGUACAAAGGCGUGUUCUGUGUGCUAUAUUUGCAUUUUCUACUGCUACGUCAAGUCACGUCGCUAGGUGUCUACCUACCUACGCCUAAAGUACAUGCGUACAUGAGUCCUAGGUACAGUACUAGGUGCAGACGGUCGUGAUCGGGAUAGUGGGUGAGAUUGGAGUUGAGGCUUUUUUUUUUCUUGCUUUGGUUGUUUGUGAUUUUCGGGGUCUUUUUCCUCCGAAGGAUUCGUGCUUAGGAUUGAUUAAUAUAAUAUGCAACUACGGCUGCAGCUGCGCCGCAUUCGAGAUUGG
Messenger RNA from Aspergillus steynii IBT 23096, 1010 nucleotides. RefSeq names its product proteasome assembly chaperone 4 family protein. The record is from RefSeq and is a predicted model, not a curated record. The transcript has 2 exons. Gene Ontology annotation, biological process: proteasome assembly. Lineage: Eukaryota; Fungi; Ascomycota; Eurotiomycetes; Eurotiales; Aspergillaceae. The coding region runs from base 132 to 569 and encodes 145 amino acids.